Notechis scutatus (mainland tiger snake) is the source of this 3051-nucleotide messenger RNA. It is a transcript of the gene PRKCI, whose product is annotated as protein kinase C iota. Lineage: Eukaryota; Metazoa; Chordata; Lepidosauria; Squamata; Elapidae. The record is from RefSeq and is a predicted model, not a curated record. Gene Ontology annotation, biological process: protein phosphorylation. Gene Ontology annotation, molecular function: diacylglycerol-dependent serine/threonine kinase activity; protein binding; ATP binding.
ACACACAUUUCCCCCCCUUCUGCAGGUCCGGGGUGGGGCCGCCAGGGAGGCAGGCGAGCGGGCGGGCGGGGCCGGGCGAAGCGCGGCGAGGCACGGCGGAGGGGCGAUGCCGACUCAGCGCGAGAGCGGCAGCAGCAACAGCGGCGGCGGCACUAGCAUGUCGCACCCGGCCCCGGGAAGCGGCGGCGGCGGCGGGAUCGGUGGCCUGGGUGGCCCCGGAGGCGACAGCGCCCAUCAGGUCCGCGUCAAGGCUUAUUAUAAAGGGGACAUUAUGAUAACUUAUUUUGAGCCUUCUAUCUCCUUUGAGGGACUAUGUAAUGAAGUUCGAGAUAUGUGCGCCUUCGAUAAUGAACAGUUAUUCACUAUGAAAUGGAUAGACGAAGAAGGGGAUCCAUGUACUGUUUCUUCCCAGCUGGAACUGGAAGAGGCUUUUCGUCUAUAUGAACUAAAUAAGGAUUCUGAACUUCUAAUACAUGUGUUUCCUUGUGUACCAGAAAGGCCGGGAAUGCCCUGUCCAGGGGAAGAUAAAUCUAUUUAUCGUAGGGGUGCACGGAGAUGGAGAAAGCUCUAUUGUGCAAAUGGUCAUACGUUUCAAGCUAAGCGUUUUAACAGAAGAGCUCAUUGUGCCAUCUGUACUGACCGAAUAUGGGGGCUAGGACGCCAGGGAUAUAAAUGCAUCAAUUGUAAACUUCUAGUUCAUAAAAAAUGUCAUAAACUUGUCAGCGUAGAAUGUGGCCGUCAUCCUUUACCACCAGAGUCUAUGGAUCAUUCCUCAGUGCAUUCUGAUAAUAUAGAACCAGUGAUUCCAUAUCAUCCUUCAAGUCAUGAAAGUUUAGACCACCUUGGUGAAGAAAAGGAGGCAAAGAGUAGAGAAAGUGGCAAAGUAUCUUCCAGUCUCGGUCUCCAAGAUUUUGAUUUACUUCGUGUUAUAGGGAGAGGAAGUUACGCAAAAGUACUUUUAGUUCGAUUAAAGAAGACAGAGCGCAUUUAUGCCAUGAAAGUUGUGAAAAAAGAAUUAGUUAACGAUGAUGAGGACAUCGACUGGGUUCAAACAGAAAAGCAUGUCUUUGAGCAAGCCUCAAAUCAUCCUUUCCUUGUUGGUCUUCACUCAUGUUUUCAGACAGAAAGCAGGCUAUUUUUUGUUAUCGAAUAUGUGAAUGGAGGGGACCUCAUGUUUCACAUGCAGCGACAAAGGAAAUUGCCAGAAGAACAUGCCAGGUUUUACUCUGCAGAAAUCAGUUUAGCUUUAAACUAUCUUCAUGAACGAGGAAUAAUUUAUAGAGACUUGAAGUUGGACAAUGUUUUGCUGGAUUCUGAGGGACAUAUCAAAUUGACUGACUAUGGCAUGUGUAAGGAAGGAUUAAGACCUGGCGACACCACCAGCACUUUCUGUGGCACUCCUAAUUAUAUUGCUCCUGAAAUUUUACGUGGAGAAGAUUAUGGUUUUAGUGUGGACUGGUGGGCUUUAGGUGUCCUGAUGUUUGAAAUGAUGGCGGGAAGAUCUCCUUUUGAUAUUGUAGGAAGUUCUGAUAAUCCUGAUCAAAAUACAGAAGAUUACCUCUUCCAAGUUAUUCUGGAGAAGCAAAUCCGUAUCCCACGGUCCCUUUCUGUGAAGGCAGCAAGUGUUCUAAAAAGCUUUUUAAACAAGGAUCCAAAAGAACGUUUAGGAUGCCAUCCUCAAACAGGUUUUGCAGACAUUCAAGGACAUCCAUUUUUUCGUAAUGUUGAUUGGGAUCUGAUGGAACAAAAACAGGUUGUUCCUCCAUUUAAACCAAAUAUUUCUGGAGAAUUUGGUCUGGACAACUUUGAUUCUCAGUUUACCAAUGAACCGGUACAACUCACACCUGACGAUGAGGAUAUUGUAAAGAAGAUUGAUCAGUCUGAGUUUGAAGGAUUUGAAUAUAUCAAUCCCCUCCUGAUGUCAGCAGAGGAAUGUGUCUGAUCUCCUACGCAUAACCUGUGCCAUCUUUUUUAUAAAUAUUUUUCCUGCAUGGGUGAAAAAUGUUUCUGUUGGGAAGCAAUGGACCCAGUUCCUUUGUCAUCCGGUAUGAACUUCAUCAUAACAAUAUCAUUGAGUUGCUAUCAGCGGAAUACUUUUUCAUUGAUAUAAAAGGAAACAAAAGAAUAGUAACAAUUACACCAAAAUUGGAGUCUAAGAGACGGUUCUUGUUCUGGCCAGAAAUUAUCUAAUAUGAAAUAAUUUGCCAGAUGUUCUGCUUCACAUAUAAUGUUAGUUUGUGUUUUAUAGACUGUUGCAUUAAGUGAUGUUUAGCAAAUUGUAUAUGAAACGUGGUUUUCUGACAACUAGGUACAGAGAUAGUAAGACUGCAUCGGUUUUUUUCUCCCUCCAUUGUUACUUAUUUUUAUUUACUGCAUUGUCCAAAUUAAGCUACCAAAUUAAUUUUGAAAACACUUUUUAAAUUGCAAAGUAAGAAGUAUCCCCACACUGAAUGUACUAAAUGUUAUUGUCCACACAAGAUAGGGGCUUACAGAUAUGAGCUGCUCUCAUUUUGUAAACAUUCUGAAUUUACUGUGAAUUGACUUCAUUAUUGAGACCCAUUGAAUCUGAUUAAAUCUCCCUAUAAUUACUCUCUUUUGUGGCAUUUGGGACUUUGAAACAUCUUUUGUAUACUUAUUAUCUGUAUCCCUGAAGAAUUAUGAAUGAAGUGUUUUGCAGACUAAAUGAAAAUGGUACAGCAUUUCUGGUGACAGUGAUAGAACCAUGGAUAGUAGAUGCAAUGACGUUAACGAUUCUAUUGUAAAAGAGAAUUUUCUUAUUAAGCACAUGUACUUCAUUGCUUUUAAUGUUUGGCGAAAACCUUUGAUAACUUACGCUAUAUAAAUGAGUGCCUUCCUCAAAUAGCUUUUUGAUUACUAUAUAGUAUAAAGCUAAUUUAAGCAAAAAAGAGUUCAGUUGUUGAGUCUUUUUGAGGAGAAAUAGGUAAAUAAUGUUCCAAAAGUAGGUCUCGUGUGGCUAUCAUAUUAACGGGGACCAUAAUUUACUUACACAAUGUUUUUAAAAAGCUGGUAUUAAAAAAAAAAAGAUGUUGA